This is a messenger RNA of Hypoxylon trugodes, 1617 nucleotides long. RefSeq lists its product as uncharacterized. The transcript has a single exon. Bases 385 to 1299 code for a protein of 304 amino acids. Lineage: Eukaryota; Fungi; Ascomycota; Sordariomycetes; Xylariales; Hypoxylaceae. The record is from RefSeq and is a predicted model, not a curated record.
CCACUAAAAAACGAAGCGGCCCCUAGUCAUUUUACGGAGAAUAUCCUAAAGCAGUUUCUAUGACAAGCAUUAUAGCUCGAAGCUAUUGUCUCAUCUCUUAACUUGUGCUAUUAUACCUAGAUCCAUCACUGGGACCAAUCAAGUUGGCGUAGGUCAGAAUGUAACCCCAGACAAUGAUGCAUAGCCAGGCUAUGCCAUGAUUGCAUUCCUGGUAGUCCUUUUCAUUUCAAAAUGAUGCUCCUCCCACAUCAUAGCCACCAGCUUAAACCUCUCGGAGGUGUAUGCAGCUUCGGACCAGGCCUUUAGAUAACCGUCCCCUCCACCAAAUUACAGGCUUGCUACCUUUCGUCCUUAUGCAUUGAGUCAUCUCAUCCAUUCUACAAGAUGAAUCCAUUCGUUUCUAAGGCGAUUGCCUACCUGCUAUUGUCGUUCUUCUCACUUGUUCUGGCGCAAGGCGACGGCUAUAUCGGCUACGAGCUGAAUAAGCGGGGAGAUCCCGAGUCGGUCAACUACGAAACUGCAGAUACGCCUGGCGUCGUGCUUCCCGAGGAGCCAGAUGUGUAUCUCAAUGCCUCCGUAUCAGUCGGCGAGAUAGAUAUCGAGGUCGACAACAUCACUGCCAAAAUUAAUCUCGAUGCUAAAGUUUUGAAUCUGCUGCAUUUCACCGCCGGCGUCGACGCUUCGAUCGACAGGGUUUCCCUUAGGAUCGAGAACGUGAGCGCCAAGGUGGAGCUCGAGGCACGACUUGGAAAUGUCGUGCAGAUGGUGGGAGAUGUACUCAACACAAUCGAUCUAAAUCCCAUUGUCGCGACUCUAGGGAAGAAUGUCGGGAGCAUCGUGGGAAAUGUUACAGACGAGCUUGGAGACAGCUCGACUUCAUCAUCGAGUACGGCUUCCGCAACCAACACCAAACGCGACUCACUAGAUUACAAUCUAGUCCACAACAUCCUCUACUCUGUCAACGACUAUUCCGGUCAGACACAUACUAAUCGUAUUCUGGCACAGAACGGGAGCAUAUAUGACUCGUUCCUUGACAAUGACGGCAAUGAGCAUGGUCGUCGGGUCGUAGGCUUCUACAGCCGAGAUAUGACUUUCACGGGUCACAACCGAACCAUUACUAUCGAUGGCAAGACAGAAUUCGAAUUAUCUUACGAAUACAAGCCCUUCCCCGGCUUAGAUGCCGUGGCAAACAUAUAUGUUACACCCGCAGGACAAGUGGUCAAGACACAAGUGAUCGCGGAGGCAGAAGGCGGCGGUACUAGCACCAUUAGUGACGACGACGCCGAUCAAGGUCUAUAAUUCAAAUAUACGCUAGAAUAAUAAAUACCCAUGAACUCAAAUAUCAGACUUCAAAUUUGCCCUCGUCAAAAACUCCAGGAUCUGUUCGGAGAUUCGACUUAGAAGGAAUAUACUAUAUGUGCUAGCAUCUAUUCGAGACACUACGAAGAAUCCCCUGUAGAUCUGACUUCGCUGCGUCGAUCGGUCUGAUUUGUCUCCUUUUCUCCACAGUCAUCUAGAGCAUCCACUAUGAUCGGAUCUCUCCGACCCCACCAUUCAUCUCAGAAGACGCCGUCGAUUUUUUUUUAGCCUUCUCGCUUAUAAACAGAAUUUCUUAAC